UCUGUGUGAUACUUUCUCCACGACUGGUUCAAUAAUUUAUUCAGUGUUAAAAUGUAGAAUUUAAACAUGUAGAACCAUGAAAGUAUAAUGCAGUCUUUGCAUGAAGUCCAGAGGGCUUCCGGACUUUUAUUUUGAAGAGUGCGAGAUUAACGUUGUAUGCUAUCGCGUGAGUAGGCGCGAUUCACUUCCCGUGUGAGUGUCCCGAUGAUUUUCAUGCGGCUUUCCACACAAAUGUGUGCAUCAUCUGUCAGCCAGAGGUGAACAUGGCUGAAGUCUCCGAGAGGACACUACAAGUGGCCGUCGUGGUCUCCUUCGCUGCCGGCUUCGUGGCGGGCUGGCAGGCGAACAGAAUGAGGAGGAAGUUUCUGGACUGGAGGAAGAAACGGCUGCAAGAUAAACUGUCAGAAACUCAGAAGAAGCUGGAUUUGGCUUGAAUUGUAAGGUUUUGGGCUGUCUGGUCUGAAUGAACACUCGUCUUCUUUGUAAAGCGUUGAGAGUGGAGAGGAUACCUCACGAUGGCCUACCUGUGUUCUGCACUACCCACAUUUUCCUGCAAAACCUUAUUAGAUCAGGGCUGGACUUGAUGUAUACUCAGGUUUAUGGAAAUCUGAUCAUUACCGACACACAGCAGUUUCUUGUCUGCCCUCGGACACUAACAUGGACGAAGUUGGGGAUCUGACUUCAGUGUUUUUCUGUUCCAGCGUGUUUCUAUCUGUUUCAUACCUGGUCAAAUAAAUUAUUGUGUUUUUCCAAGUUUCUCUAA
Molecule: messenger RNA, 763 nt
Organism: Centropristis striata (black sea bass)
Lineage: Eukaryota; Metazoa; Chordata; Actinopteri; Perciformes; Serranidae
Product: mitoregulin-like
Exons: 2
Coding region: 264-434 (56 amino acids)
Biological process (GO): positive regulation of mitochondrial membrane potential
Cellular component (GO): mitochondrial inner membrane
Source: RefSeq, a predicted model, not a curated record